Labrus mixtus (cuckoo wrasse) is the source of this 4830-nucleotide messenger RNA. RefSeq names its product chitin synthase chs-2-like. The transcript is spliced from 22 exons. The record is from RefSeq and is a predicted model, not a curated record. The coding region runs from base 31 to 3918 and encodes 1295 amino acids. Lineage: Eukaryota; Metazoa; Chordata; Actinopteri; Labriformes; Labridae. Gene Ontology annotation, cellular component: cell septum; cell periphery. Gene Ontology annotation, molecular function: chitin synthase activity.
CUCUCAGAGGUUAUUGUUGCACGAAUCACCAUGGAGGAGGACAGGAACAUGCCAAAGAGGCCGUGGGAUACCUGUCGAGAGGUCCCGGUCAUUGAAGAUGAACAGACGCCAUGGAAGAUGAUCAAACUGCUGAAGAUCAUCACUCUAAUUGUGAUUGCUAUAAUUGUGUUUGGAUUGGCGCUAUGUAGCAAGGCUUCUUUCCUCCUCCUCAUCACCUUGGCAAAUGAAGGCACAAAAACCAUCCAAGACGACCACAAACCUGUGGUUCUACUGUGCAUCGGCUGCUCUCUCAUCACGUCGAGCGUCAUUUUGUUUAUGAAAAGCCUCUGGAAAGCAUGCUACAAAACAUCAAAGCUACCGAGGAAAGAAACGUUUGCCCUGGUUAUGUUCAUGGAGUUCAUGGCAUCUGGAGGUGCAGCGAUUCUCACGAUCGUCGCAAUGCCUCAUCUGGACAUUGUCACUAAUGUCACGAUUCUGAACAGCGUCGCCAUCCUCCCUGCGAUCCUACAGGUGGUCACCCAAUGCACCGCCAAGGAAAGGAAUCGCUUCCUGUUGCCAUCCAUCACCGCGUUCAUCCUCAUCCUGCUUGGUUACAUCCUGUUCCUCGUCCUCUACAUAAUGAAGGAUCCCACUGACAUCAACAUGAUCACUUGGGUCGGUCUGGCAGUCGGUGGGUCUUUCCUGGUGUCUUUUAACUGGUGGGAAAACUACCUGAGACCGAUCGGUGAAAACAGCAAGUCUUUAGUCCUCCGGAACCUGUGCAGAGAUAUAAGCAAAUGCAGAAACAUCCUGCAUAUCCUCUCCAGCCUGCUCAGGAUCGCCGUGACUGCCUGCGUGCUCGGAGCCUACGUCCCCCUAAACAAAAUGGAAUGGGACGUGGUCAGAUUCAUCCCCAGGCGUGAGACAACAAUCAUAGGCAUCAUCAUCGGUGUCCAGCUGAUCUCCUCUGCGCUCUGCCACUGGUUUUCACUGCUAUCCUGCAAGAUGCACGCCAUGCGACGGUGCUUCAUCCUGCCUCUGUACCUGGCCUCUCUGGCUGUCAUGGCUCUACUCGUCAUCCCCGUUAUCGUUUACUAUCAGGACUACAAAACCAGUCUGAAUGGAACCAGUAUCAACUUCACAAGCUACUGUGAUGUGGUCGUGGACGCAAGAAACCAAACCCUGAACGGCAGUGUGUUUCCACAUCUGGUGUUGGAUGUAACACACACCCUCUGCUUGGCGGAUAUGUCCAGGCUUUGGGACAUCAGCAUACUGACAGGUUCAGCAGUGUCCUGGUGGCUCGGUCUGUUGUUGGCCACCAUCCAUCUGUGGCACCUGAGCAUCUAUCGUAUCCAGAGGACCCAAGACCUGUUCAUCAGGAGGCUGUAUGAGGGAGCCUUCAUCGAGCAGUCACUUCUGCUCAACACCCGCUUCGACAUCCGGACCAGACGCAAGAGGCAGGAUAAGCAAAUGGAAUCGUCAAUGUUGUAUCUCUGUGCGACCAUGUGGCACGAGACCUACGACGAGAUGACCAACAUCAUAAUCUCAAUAUUCAGACUGGACAAGUACAGACCGAGGACGGAGCAGAAGUUUGAUGAUUUCACUUUCGAAGCUCACAUCUACUUUGACGAUGCGUUCAAACAAGUCGAGGGGAGUCGGGGCCGCCAUCUCAACGACUACGCUAAGAGCCUCGUGGAAGUCCUCGCUGAAGUUUACAGCAUCUUCACAAGUAUCGAUGACAAGUUCUUCAUAAAAAAGCAGCAGAUCCCUGAGCAGAAAGUCAUUCGGACGCCGUACGGAGGUCGUCUCGUGGUCACCAUGCCUAAUGGGAACAACAUCAUAGCUCACUUCAAAGACAAAGAACUCAUCCGCCACAAGAAGAGAUGGUCCCAGAUCAUGUAUCUUUACUAUCUGCUGGGCUGGAAACUCAUGACCAAAUAUUACAAACGCUGGGAGAAAGGCGAGGACGACUCAGUGCUGAAAGCGGAGGUCAAGAGAGAGAAGCAAAACACCUACCUCCUCGCUCUUGAUGGGGACACCGACUUCCAGCCGGCCGCCGUGAUGUACCUCAUCGAUCGUUUGAAAAUGUACCCUCGUGUCGGGGCGGCCUGUGGGAGGAUCCACCCGACUGGAUCAGGUCCCGCUGUGUGGUUCCAGAAGUUUGAGUACGCCGUCAGUCACUGGCUGCAGAAGACAGCGGAGCACGUGAUUGGCUGUGUGUUGUGCAGUCCGGGCUGCUUCAGCCUGUUCAGAGCUGAGGCGCUGAUGGACGACAACGUGAUGAAGCGAUAUGCUACAAAGUCCAUGGAGGCCAGCCACUACAUCCAGUAUGACCAAGGUGAGGAUCGCUGGCUGUGCACGCUGCUGCUGAAGCAAGGAUGGAGGGUGGAGUACAACGCCGCGUCGGACGCUUACACCAACGCCCCCGAGGACUUCAAAGAACUCUACAACCAGCGCCGCCGAUGGGGACCGUCCACUAUGGCCAACGUGGUGGAUCUGCUGGGCUCCAGCACUAUCAUCUCCAAGAGAAAUCCGUCAAUGUCAAAACCUUUCAUGUUCUACCAGCUGUUUAACAUCACAUCAGCCAUCCUGGCUCCCGCCACCAUCUGCCUUUUGAUUGCAGGUAGUUUGUCCUUUGUGUUAAAUAUGGAUGGAAGUUGGGCCCUGAUCCUGGCUGUGAUACCUCCCAUCAUCUACCUGAUUCUUUGCUUCAAACUCAAGUCCGACACUCAGAUCACUAUUGCAGGAAUCAUGAGUAUCAUAUAUGCAUUCCUCAUGUUGGUUGUUACGAUGUCCAUUAUCGGUGCAAUGGUGAGGGACAAAACCAUCCUGACGCCGAGCAGCAUUUUCGUCGUUUCUAUGGGCAUCAUUUACAUCACCACAGCGGUAUUGCAUCCUCAAGAAAUCCAGCUGGUGUUUCACGGCUUCCUCUACAUCGUCUGCAUCCCCAGUGCCUACCUCCUGCUCACCAUCUACUCUAUGGUCAACAUGAAUAACGUGUCCUGGGGCACACGGGAGUCCAAACCUGCCCCCGGUGCUACCCCGGCGGAAGUCGCAAAGCCACAAACAAAAACCCAGAAAGCCAAAAGCUUCUUCCAACGAAUCAUGUCGUGUGGAAAAUGCUGCAAAAAACCCAGCGAGAGCCAUGAAGACCGGCAGCUCAACGCCAACCUCAACCAGGAGAAUCUGAUCCCAGAGCCUCCACUGAAUGAAGCUCCGCCUAUGAACACUUUUGUGGGUGACAUAGGAACCCUAGAGGAGGAACAGAUGCAAAUGGGGGCUGCCUGUCCUCCCCAAUGUUGGGUCUCACAACUACAGAAUGCGUCCAGGGACAUGCCACUGCAGGAAGAUUCACUUGACAAGGACGAGGAGGGGUUCUGGAGGGAGCUUCAGAAGAAGUACCUGGAGCCUCUGGCGGACGACAAAGAGAGACAGAAGCAGAUCAUCAAUGACCUGCGAGAGCUGAGGAACAAGAUCAACUUUGCCUUCUUCAUCCUGAACGCCCUGUGGCUGGUGGCGACGUUUACCCUCCAGAGGUUCGGGGCCUUCAUCUUCAUUGUGCUCCCGAAAGUCGACUUUAACCUUAACAACACCGGAGAAGACGUACAAAUCGAUCCCAUUGGCUUCAUGUUCAUUCUCGGAUUUGCCACGUCGGUUUUGAUCCAGUUCUUCGCCAUGAUGUACCACAGAAUCUACACUCUGGUCCAUUACGUCGCCUUUAUUGACACGGAGCCCAGAGAGCAGAAACCUGAUGAAUAUUACCCGCCAGCCAAAAAGAUCGAAGCUGCCUCCAAAGAGGAAGGCGACCUCGACUCCAUCUCCGACAUCUCCCAGGCGGACUCUGAAUUGUGGUCUGAAGGCGAGGAAUCUGACGACGACGAGGAGUACCCCCCCCCGAGCUACAUCAGGAGUAGGGCCAACGAUGGCACCAUGGUGUGAACGCAUCCUCGGUGCACGACCACACCAGUCUUUAGCACUUUGAAAUAUCCACUACAUGUGAGAUGAAAAAAUGUUUGAAAACGUUAUUUAACUUUGAAUCCAGUGCAAUUUAUUUAUGAGAAGAAUUUAUGGGACACAUAGAGCCUUGAAAUGAACACAUGAUGUACGUCCUGGAGAAGUAAUGCAUGAAAACAGGCAAGAAGUACAUGAUCAGGUUUAAAUUUAAAUGUGUGUGUGUGUGUGUGUGUGUGUGUGUGAGCGAAUUGAAUCGUCAUCAGGUCACUAUGAAGGAUUUAUUCUGUACAUACGAGUUUAAUUCGAUUCUGAUGCUCCUGUGUUUGCUGAGUAUGUAAUGUGAAGAGGAAUAAUGUGAAGCGAAAAAUAACCUCGUCUGUGUGCUAAGACGCAGACACACUCGUCCUUUAAAUGCUGACAGCCGUGAAUGAAACGUGGUCGCGCAGGAUGAGGGGGGGAAAUCAUCACUUGAAGUAUAAUCAGGAGAAAAAGUCCGAUGUUGCACUAAAUGAUCAGGACAGUAAAUGCAGGUUUGUGUCGUCUUAACGUGUGUUUGUAGCAUCUUGACUCAGCACCUUUCGUCCGUGCUUUCCUUGAACUUGACCUUUUCUUGCACGAUAUAUGAAACGAAGUCGAAUGUUUGGUGUGUUCAUCGUUCGUUCACUUCAGAAGUCGUUUUAAUCAUGUUUUAAAAUGAUCUGAGUUUAUCUUUAUUUUUGAAUGAAGGAGAAAAACUAAAUAAUUAGUUUGAAGUGAUGUUUCUAAGCUGUGCACUUUCCCUAUUUAUGUAAUAAAAUGAGUUGUGUGUAUAAGGCUUGUGUGUUAUGUGUUCAGAUGUGUCUUCACCCUUUGUGGUGGAGUUAUUGAUAAAUCAGUAAAUAUGAAUAUUUGAAACGA